UGUCAUUUGUCAUUAGCGGUUGUCACAUUCUUGUAUUGUAUUUCUGUCAGUGAAUGGAAGAUAUUUAUUUUUGGAUAAUUUGAAAAACUGUUUCGCAGAAAAUUUGCGUCGAGAUAAUGUUCAUGAACUGUUGCAAUUAAAUUUUCUGGGCGACGUUUCGAAAACACUGUCUAAAAUGGCUGGAAUUAAAGCGUCUUUGUUUAGGAGAAACAAUGUAGGAUAUUAAAAGAAUUUAAAAACAAGCACCUACUCUAUAUCCCCCCAUUAAAACAUACAAGAAAAACUUUGGAAUUGUUCUAAUAUACUUUUUUCUGUUUCAUUUGUGCCUUCUCCCAAUGUCUGGCAAUGCAGCUUUAGUAAUGUUGGCAUUCGCCGGUUCGAUUGGUAUGACUCUAAUCAUCUUAGCAUGUGCACUUCCCGAAUACGGUUUGUGGUGGCCGUUCUUUGUCGUGCUAUUCUACAUUCUAGCCCCUAUACCUACAUUAAUAGCCAGAAAGUACAACGAUGGCUCUGGCUCGAGUAACAGCUGCCUGGAAGCGGCUAUAUUUAUCACAAUGGGUAUCUUAGUCAGCUCUUUCGCGUUGCCCAUAGUACUGGCCCGAGUCCCCACAAUACAAUGGGGGGCUUGUUAUCUAACACUGGCCGCGAACGUUGUCGUGUAUGCCACUCUGCUGGGAUUUUUCCUUACUUUCGAUCAAGAUGACUCUGACUACAGCAUGUGGUAG
Molecule: messenger RNA, 725 nt
Organism: Phyllotreta striolata
Lineage: Eukaryota; Metazoa; Arthropoda; Insecta; Coleoptera; Chrysomelidae
Source: the annotation of a GenBank genome assembly